This is a messenger RNA of Aspergillus clavatus NRRL 1, 861 nucleotides long. Its product is annotated as putative pyroglutamyl peptidase type I. The transcript has 2 exons. Bases 1 to 861 code for a protein of 286 amino acids. Gene Ontology annotation, biological process: proteolysis. The record is from RefSeq and is a predicted model, not a curated record. NCBI's taxonomy places the organism in Eukaryota, Fungi, Ascomycota, Eurotiomycetes, Eurotiales, Aspergillaceae.
AUGGGAGAUUGUGGGCCAGCCGAGCUGUCUACCCAGGCUUCAUUAGCCAGUCACCCUUCAGUCCCUUCUACGGAGUCGGAUGAGAUCUCUGUCCUUGUCACCGGGUUUGGGCCAUUCAAAUCCAAUCUCGUCAAUGCCUCAUACUUGAUCGCUUCGUCCCUUCCGCCUUCUUUCACCUUUACUUCCCCAGACACCUCGGCAGGCAUGCCGGAAGGGUCUAGCCCUGUAACUCGCCGCGUCUCCAUCCAUGUCCAUCCAACUCCUAUCCCCGUGGCUUAUUCCACGGUCCAAGCAACCAUCCCUUCCAUAAUCGAUGAAUUCAGCCAGGCACAUGGCGGUCGAAGACCAGAUAUCGUCAUCCACAUGGGCAUCGCUGGCACUCGACAUUACUACUCUAUCGAAUCCAAGGCUCAUCGCGAUUCAUAUCUCAUGUCAGAUGUCAAAGGGCGGUCAGGAUACGAAAAUGGAGAGAAAGGAUGGAGGGAGUUGGACUUGCCCUCGGUGCUAGAAGCGGGGCGCUCAGCGAACGCCCUCGCUAUGACGGACGUCACAGUACAAUCCCAGGACACGUCGCUGUCGCAUGCUGGGCAACCUUCAUGGAACCCUCACCCACCAAACGACAAGUUUCUCAACGUGUGGAAGUCGUUUGCGCCGGGGGAGGACGUGCGAAUCUCAGAAGACGCCGGCCGUUAUCUUUGCGAGUUCAUCUUUUACACUAGCUUAGCACAUGCUUAUCGACAAGGGCAGGAUCGGAACGUUGCCUUCUUGCAUGUUCCUGGCGCCUACAACGACCAGGCCGUCCAAACUGGGAGAGAGGUCACUGUUGCAUUGAUCAAAGCGUUGAUCACCUGCUGGACAUAA